AUGGCACCGGCCGCGCGCACCCUAUUGUUGUCUCACACAGGUCUCAGGUCUGGCAAACUCGGGGAGCAGUGCGAAGCUGUCGUUCGUUUUCCCAGGCUCUUCCAGAAAUAUCCCUUCCCUAUUCUCAUUAAUUCUGCUUUCCUAAAGCUAGCUGAUGUUUUCAGAGUUGGAAACAACUUCCUGAGGCUGUGUGUGCUCAAAGUUACUCAGCAGAGUGAGAAGCACUUAGAGAAGAUUCUCAAUGUGGAUGAGUUUGUGAAAAGAAUUUUCUCAGUAAUUCAUAGCAAUGAUCCAGUUGCUCGGGCCAUUACACUUCGGAUGUUGGGCAGCAUGGCGUCUAUAAUUCCAGAAAGGAAGAAUGCACAUCACAGUAUUCGUCAGAGUCUGGAUUCCCAUGAUAAUGUGGAAGUUGAAGCUGCUAUAUAUGCUGCUGCUAACUUUUCUGCGCAAUCAAAGGAUUUUGCUGCAGGAAUAUGUAAUAAGAUCAGUGAGAUGAUUCAAGGUUUAGCCACACCUGUGGACUUGAAACUGAAGUUGAUCCCUAUUCUGCAACACAUGCAUCAUGAUGCUAGCCUGGCCUCCAGCUCCCGGCAGCUGCUUCAGCAGCUGGUAACAUCAUAUCCUUCUACCAAGAUGGUCAUUGUUACCCUGCACACGUUUACUCUGCUUGCUGCUUCCUCUUUGGUUGACAUUCCUAAACAGGUCCAGCUUUUGUUGCAAUACUUGAAGAAUGACCCCAGGAAGGCUGUGAAGAGGCUUGCGAUCCAAGACUUGAAGUUAUUGGCCAAUAAGACACCACAUACGUGGAGUAGAGAAAAUAUUCAGGCACUCUGUGAAUCUGCUCUUCACACUCCUUAUGACAGCUUGAAACUGGGCAUGCUGUCCGUUCUUUCCACACUAUCAGGGACCAUUGCCAUUAAGCAGUACUUCAGCAGUGCUCCAGGAACAGCCACUACAUCUGCAAGAUCGUUUGAUUUAGUAAAACUAGCACAGGAGUGCUGUUACCAUAAUAACCGUGGCAUUGCAGCUCACGGAGUGAGAAUUCUGACCAAUAUAUCAGCCUCUUGUCAGGAGAAAGAUCUCCUGCCGUUGGAGCAAGAUGCAGUUUUUGGAUUAGAGUCUCUUCUUGUUCUUUGUAGUCAAGAUGGCAGUCCAGGAGCUCAAGCAACCUUAAAGAUCACAUUAACUUGUAUGGUGAAGUUGGUCAAGUGCCGUCCCCACCUGAGCCAGUCAGUGGUUGAAUCCCUGUUGACCCAGUUGCACAGUGCCCAGGAUGCUGCUAGGAUUCUCAUGUGCCACUGUUUAGCAGCUAUUGCCAUGCAGCUGCCUGUCCUAGCAGAUGGAAUGCUAGGAGACCUCAUGGACCUCUAUAAAGUCAUUGGACGAUCUGCCACAGAUAAGAAACAGGAACUCUUGGUGUCUCUUGCCACAGUGAUAUUUGUUUCCAGUCAGAAAGCUUUAUCUUCAGAAGUCAAAACUGUUAUCAAACAGCAGCUUGAGAAUGCCUCUAAUGGAUGGACAGCCUACAGGAUAGCCAGGCAGGCUUCCAGAAUGGGCAACCAUGACAUGGCCAGAGAGCUGUAUCAAAGCCUGCUGACUCAGGUGGCUUCAGAACACUUCUACUUCUGGCUGAACAGUUUGAAGGAGUUCUCCCAUGCAGAGCAGUGUUUGACAGGUUUGCAAGAGGACAACUAUAGUUCAGCACUUUCUUGCAUUGCUGAAGCAUUAAAAUCUUAUCACAAGGGAAUAGCAUCACUGACGGCUGCCAGUACCCCACUUAAUCCUCUGAGCUUUCAGUGUGGGUUUGUGAAACUCAGGAUUGACCUUCUGCAAGCUUUUUCUCAACUCAUUUGUACCUGCAACAGCCUAAAAACAAGUCCACCACCAGCUAUUGCCACCACAAUUGCUAUGACAUCGGGAAAUGAUCUCCAAAGGUGUGGACGCAUCUCUAACCAGAUGAAACUCUCCAUGGAGGAAUUCCGAAACUUGGCUACACGUUAUGGAGAUCUGUAUCAGUCAUCUUUUGACGCAGACUCGGCAACUCUAAGGAACGUAGAAUUACAACAGCAGAGCUGUCUGUUGAUUUCACAUGCGAUAGAAGCCCUGAUCUUGGAUCCAGAAUCUGCAAGUUUCCAAGAGUAUAGUUCAAAUGGAACAGCGCAUGUUGAGAGUGAAUAUGAAAGAAGAAUGAUGUCUGUAUUUAACCAUGUAUUGGAAGAAGUGGAAUCCCUCAACAGGAAAUACGCUCCUGUGUCUUACUUGCAUACAGCUUGUCUAUGCAGUGCUGUCAUUGCCUUGUUGAAGGUACCCCUUUCAUUUCAAAGGUACUUUUUCCAAAAACUGCAGUCUACAAGCAUUAAGCUUGCUCUAUCUCCAUCUCCAAGGAACCCUGCUGAGCCUAUUGCAGUACAGAACAAUCAGCAACUGGCCUUGAAGGUGGAAGGAGUGGUUCAGCAUGGCUCUAAACCAGGCCUUUUCCGCAAAAUCCAGUCCGUCUGUCUAAACGUAUCUUCAGUGCUGCAGAGCAAAUCUGGACAAGACUAUAAGAUUCCUAUUGACAACAUGACCAAUGAAAUGGAACAGAGGGUGGAACCACACAACGACUACUUCAGCACUCAGUUUCUGUUAAACUUUGUGAUACUUGGCACCCAUAACAUCACAGUAGAGUCCUCUGUCAUUGAUUCAAAUGGCAUUGUUUGGAAGACUGGGCCUAAAACAACUAUUUUUGUAAAAUCUCUUGAGGAUCCAUACUCCCAGCAGGUUCGUCUCCAGCAACAGCAAGGACAGCCGCCAUCACAGCAGCAACAGCAAAGAACAGCAUACUCACGGUUUUAAUUCCUGGAAGUGACUCUAUCUUGUAAGAGUCGAUGGCAGCACAGGUUUUCUUGGAUGCUGUUUUUUCAAAAGCUUACACUUUUAAUGUUCUCCUAAGUCUCAGGUGCCAUUUUGUUACUUUUUAAAUUGGUUAUUCUGAGGUAAAUUUGGGCAUGAAUCAGCAGAAGCAACUCUGUUCAAAUUCGGAGUUGCAAUUUUACUAUUAGAACUUCUGUUUGGUCUGUUCACUUCUAUUCACAAACCAGUUGCAGCAGACUCCAUAAACUUAGCUAGCAAGGGGGACUGAAGAACGGUGUGACUAGUACUAUCUGUACUUUCUUUUUUUGAAGCAUGUGGGUUCUAAUAUUAGGCUCACAGGACAUCUGUUAACAUGUUGGUUAGUUAAUACAGAACUGAGUGUAAUACCAAGUCCAUAUAUUUUAAUGUGAGGGAACUGGCAGGAAUAUCCAGAGAUUUUUCUGACAUUUUGAUAGCAAGUUCUAGUAUUUGCCUGGUGUAUCUAUAUUUUUUUCAGUUCAUCAGCAGAGUUUGAUAUGUUAAUAUCAAAGGAACAAAACGAAAGCACACUUGUAAUAUGCAGUUGUAAAGAGAAUACGGGCUAGGGGGGUGUCAGGAGAGUCUUAUAAGAAGCAGAAUAUUACUAGUGGGAGCAAUAACUUUCUUGGAUGGUAUAGAAAGGAUUACUCUUUUGUUCUGAAUUUUCUUCAUUUAUCUGUGUUUCAGAAGGCUCUUUUUUUUUUUUUUAAAGAGGAAAGUUAAUUUGCAAGUUGUCAUUCAGUUUUAACUUCUUUGCAUUUAAAGGGACUUAUUAAAGGCCAAAGUUUUGUAAUCUUGUGUACUCUUUUACCGAUUUAGUAAUUCUAACUGGCACUUUUACAGGAUAACUUCAAAGAGAGUUUUGCUGUAGAUAACAGUACUACAAAUUGAUUCAGAAUCAUUUUGGAAGUAUACUGCCUCAUAUGUAGCUUUUAUGCUAUUUUGGAAGCACAAAGGGCUGAACUCGGUCUAGACUCUCAUGCACGUAACAUAUCCCUCACCUGGUCCUAAUAAAUAAUCUCAGUUUAUCACUCUGCAUGAAAGUAAGAACUACUUGAAUGGGAAGGAGGAACGAUGUCACUUCUUACAGACUUAACAGUUUAUAAAGGGUUUCGUGCCUGUCAUUGGAGUAGAAAUUUUCAGUGUCACUUUUAUCAGUAAAUUCUUCAUAUGCUGCUGUUCACUGUAGAACAUGACUGGAGUUUGCAAACCCUGCUUUUUCAUAUGUAGAGAAUAUGAUAAUAAAUUGUUAUAAGCCUAGGUUUCUUUGGCAUAGCUGGCCAAAGAACUAUUUUCAUUGUGUUUUUCCCCUAAUUGGUUGCUUAAGUAGUCAACUUCUUCUUGGCUUGAUGUUCUGGCAGAAAAAAAUUGGGAGUGAUCGUGAUAGAUUUCAUAAUCUCUUGGUCAGAUUUUAAUCCUAAGCAGAAGAAAUGUUAGGGCUGCAGGAAGGAAGUGAGAAGACUCAAAAUUAUUUUUAAAAAUUCACCAGCGCCCUCCUUAAAUUGGAUCUUUAUUUUGUGCAGGGGGCACAAAUUACCACUUUCCUUCAGUCUGUCUAUGAAAAGUGGUGUUUCCUGUCCCCCCUUUAAUGGUUAUAUAGUUAGUUAUAUAUAAAUUUGUGCGUGUAUGUAUAGUUACAGAGUUCCAGAAAAAGAUGAUUCAUACAAUGUUGCAUACGCAAUCUGUCCGAUUUGAGAAGUGAACUGUUCAU
Struthio camelus australis is the source of this 4582-nucleotide messenger RNA. Lineage: Eukaryota; Metazoa; Chordata; Aves; Struthioniformes; Struthionidae. The record is from RefSeq and is a predicted model, not a curated record.